Messenger RNA from Babesia microti strain RI, 2040 nucleotides. Its product is annotated as Long chain acyl-CoA synthetase 5. Gene Ontology annotation, cellular component: endoplasmic reticulum; membrane. NCBI's taxonomy places the organism in Eukaryota, Apicomplexa, Aconoidasida, Piroplasmida, Babesiidae. The record is from RefSeq and is a predicted model, not a curated record. Bases 1 to 2040 code for a protein of 679 amino acids. The transcript has 5 exons. Gene Ontology annotation, molecular function: long-chain fatty acid-CoA ligase activity.
AUGAUCCCAGGUACCGCCAAGGACCACUACUCGGUUCCACUUAGGGAUAGCAAAACACCUAAUUGUUCGAUGGUGUACCGCAAUCCCCUGUCUGUGAACAAACUCUUCGAUUCAAAGACUGACCACCACUUGAAAACUGCCUGGGACAUUUUUCAACAGGGUAAAUCCAAAAACCCAGAAGCUGAUUGCCUGGGCAAACGAAGACGGUUGCUCAAUGACAAAUUUUCUGAAUUUGAAUUCAUCUCCUAUGCCGCAGCUGAAAAUCUUGGCAAUAACCUGGGCAGCGCAUUGUUACAUCUAGAUUGUCUUGUUGAACAACCGUCAGGAUUCCCAAACUUAUUACCUAUUAAGCCACUUGGGAUCUACAUUCCCAAUUGUAUUGAAUGGUUAAUAGCAGAAAUUGCCUGUAAUGGGUUUGGCCUAACUUUAGUACCGAUUUACGACACUUUGGGCAUUGAAUCCACACGGUACAUUAUGAAGAUUACCCAACUCACCACUAUAAUUUCAAGUGUUGAUCUUGCACUUAACAUAUUGCAAGCUAUCGGAAACUCCCCCAAUCCUACGGAGUUUGCUCUCAAGUAUUUCAUAAUAGUAACCGAAGACCCUAUCCCUAAACAACUGGAGCAUAAUGAUCUGGGUAUAGAAAUUAAGUUGUGGAGGGAUGUUAUUGAUUUGGGACGGGCACAUCCAAGGCAUUUCUCUCCAGCCACGCCAAAUCAUAUACACACUAUAUCAUUUACCUCCGGAACAUCUGGUAUACCAAAGGGAGUUGUGAUAUCACAACAGGCAUUCACCACUACUAUAACUUCUGUUUUUGUAUCCUUUGAAUUAAGGGGAAUUACGUCAAUACCGGAUUCGUUAAAGGUGUACCUAUCAUACCUCCCUUUGGCGCACAUGUUUGAAAGAUGCUUUGUAAAUGCAGUUUACUGUAUUUCUGGCAAGAUCGGUGUCUAUUCGGGCGAGAUUAAGACGAUACUUGAUGAUUUUCAGUCGCUAAAGCCGUAUAUAUUCACCACAGUCCCACGUUUGCUGCAGCGUAUAUACGAUCGCGUCAUGAACAAUAUCCAGCAGAAGAAUUUCAUCUUAAGGGCGCUGUUUUACCGCGGCCUCUCAAUUAAGUUACAACGGAUCAAGGCCACUGGAAACUGUGAGCAUGGAUUUUAUGAUAAGAUAAUUUUUGGGAAAUUGAGGGAACUUUUGGGAGGAGAAGUAAAGUUUAUCUUUGUCGGUUCGUCCCCACUGGAUUGCAACGUGCAUAAUUGCCUCCGUGCCUUCUUCUCCGACAGCAUUGUCUCCGGUUACGCCUUAACGGAGAUCUGUGCCGGUGGCUUCUUCCAGGAUGUUGGAGACCCACAACCAAACAACGUAGGUUCCCCCUGUGUUAGCCUUGAAUACAAAAUACAAUCUGUGCCAGAGUUUGACCUGGAUGCCACUACUGAUAAUCCCAAGGGACAAUUGCUGAUAAGAGGCACAUCUGUUGCUGCAGGUUACUUUAAGGACCCCAAAGCCACUGAACAGACCUUUAAGGAUGGAUGGUUGCACACUGGUGAUAUAGUGGAGAGGUUGGAUAACGGCGCUAUAGUUAUCAUUGAUAGACUAAAGGAGAUAUUCAAAUUGGCUCAAGGAGAAUACAUUUCACCCGAUAAACUUGAAUCAACACUAUCCCGAAGCCCAUUUGUUCUUCAAUCGUUCGUCACUGGAUUGUCCACAGAACAGUUUCCCGUUGCCAUAGUGGUACCCGAUCCAGACUAUGGCAAAUUAUGGGCUAAGAAGAACAAUGCACCGAACGAUAUCAAUCUCCUAUGUGAAAAUCCGCUCUUCAAGGAUGCGAUUUUGGAUAGUAUAGUUACAGUAUGCAGAGAAGCUCAAUUGAAAGGGUUUGAGAUUGUGAAACAGAUACAUUUGGAACCUGUACCUUUUGACACAAAGAAUGGAAUGCUUACCAGCACUUCAAAAUUGAGGAGAUUGGCGGCUAGGAAAAGAUACAUGGAGGUAAUUCAGAGACUUUACGAUAUGACACGGAAGGGGACGCAGCCUUAA